AUGGACACUAUUGCCGUAGAUCCAGUUUUGUACAGCGCGGUCGAAGGCCCUUAUAGCCCCGAUGACUGGCAGUCCGAAACCACGUCGAUCGGGUCGUCGAUUUAUCGUGGUCUGAUGGAUAAUGGGAGGCGAUAUCAAACUCUCUCAAGAAAGGAAUAUUGUGUUCCGUCCGAUGAACAACAAUUCGAGACCUAUGAAGCAGGCCACCUGGUGGAUCUCAUCUUAGAUUCAGAUCGAGAUAAUCCUCUGUUUCGGUCGCCCGUCGGAGCAGACCGAGAACGCCCAUUGCAGAUCCUUGAUAUUGGCACAGGAAAGGGGACUUGGGCUAUCGAUGUUGCGGAUAUGUUCCCUAAUGCGACUGUUCGAGGUGUUGAUCUCUUUCCUCCCCCGGUUACUUGGAUGCCACCCAAUUGCGUUAUUGAGGUUGACGAUGUGCUUCAAGAGUGGACAUGGCGCGAGCAAUUCGAUCUCAUCCACAUGCGCAAUAUGAUCGGAUCGUUUGACUCCUUUGAGUGGGACCGUGUGUACCAACAAUGCUUUGACAAAAUGGCACCCGGUGGAUGGAUUGAGCAGCUCGAGGUCGGUCCAUUCAUCACCAGUGAUGAUAACAGUCUCCCGGGAGAUAGUGCCUUGGCCUCUUGGGGUCCCUAUAUGAAAAAGUGUGGUGAUCUCGCCGGUCGCCCUUGCGAUAUCCUCCUCACUAUGUCGGAGAGCAUCAGGAAUGCAGGAUUCGUCGACGUACACGAAAAGGUCUACAAAUGGCCCAUUGGGCCCUGGCCCAGAGACCAGAAAUUCAAAGAGGCGGGUGUGGUUAAUUGCCAACACUGGAUGUCGGGUAUGGAAGGAUGGUGCAUGUGGCUGCUAACCAAGUUUGGUCACCCCGAGCCCUGGACUAAGGAUCAAGUGUAUGUAUACUGUGCGAAACUUCGCACUGAACUAAAAAAUCCUUAUUACCAUGCCUAUCACAAAGCGAGAAAGGUAUGGGCUCGCAAGCCGAUGCCUGGUGAAAUCCAGACUCGGUCAUCCAAAUCCAGCUCCAGCUCUGCGACGGCCAGAUCUUGA
Molecule: messenger RNA, 1062 nt
Organism: Penicillium paradoxum
Lineage: Eukaryota; Fungi; Ascomycota; Eurotiomycetes; Eurotiales; Aspergillaceae
Product: class I SAM-dependent methyltransferase
Exons: 8
Coding region: 1-1062 (353 amino acids)
Molecular function (GO): methyltransferase activity
Source: RefSeq, a predicted model, not a curated record